This is a messenger RNA of Merops nubicus (carmine bee-eater), 2377 nucleotides long. RefSeq names its product WD and tetratricopeptide repeats 1 (gene WDTC1). Gene Ontology annotation, biological process: negative regulation of fatty acid biosynthetic process. Gene Ontology annotation, cellular component: cytoplasm; Cul4-RING E3 ubiquitin ligase complex. NCBI's taxonomy places the organism in Eukaryota, Metazoa, Chordata, Aves, Coraciiformes, Meropidae. The transcript is spliced from 14 exons. Gene Ontology annotation, molecular function: protein binding. The record is from RefSeq and is a predicted model, not a curated record. The annotation marks the transcript as partial.
GAGAGGGGAGCGCUGGGCUUCGAGCGCCACUACCACGUCACCGACCCCUUCAUCCGGCGCCUGGGCCUGGAAGCAGAACUGCAGGGUCACUCUGGGUGUGUCAACUGUUUAGAAUGGAAUGAAAAAGGAGACUUGUUGGCUUCUGGCUCUGAUGACCAGCAUACCAUUGUCUGGGAUCCCCUGCACCACAAGAAACUCCUUUCUAUGCACACAGGACACACUGCAAACAUCUUUUCUGUCAAGUUCUUGCCGCACUCAGGGGAUCGGAUCCUCAUCACAGGAGCUGCAGAUUCCAAGGUGCACGUCCAUGACUUGACCGUCAAGGAGACCAUCCAUAUGUUUGGAGAUCACACCAACAGAGUGAAGAGGAUUGCCACGGCUCCCAUGUGGCCUAACACCUUCUGGAGUGCAGCAGAAGAUGGGCUAAUAAGACAGUAUGACCUGCGAGAGAACAGCAAACGCUCCGAAGUCCUGAUAGACCUGACAGAGUACUGUGGGCAGCUGGUGGAGGCCAAGUGCCUGACAGUCAACCCCCAGGACAACAACUACUUGGCAGUAGGGGCAAGCGGGCCCUUUGUGCGGCUCUACGACAUACGCAUGAUCCACAACCACAGAAAAAGCAUGAAGCAGAGUCCUUCAGCUGGAGUGCACACCUUCUGUGACCGCCAGAAACCCCUCCCAGAUGGUGCAGCACAAUACUACGUGGCAGGGCACCUGCCCGUGAAGCUCCCGGACUACAACAACCGGCUGAGGGUUCUGGUGGCCACAUAUGUCACCUUCAGUCCUGAUGGCACUGAGCUCUUAGUCAACAUGGGAGGGGAGCAGGUCUAUCUGUUUGAUCUAACAUACAAACAGCGACCAUACACUUUUCUCCUCCCAAAGAAGUGCCAUACUUCAGGGGAAGUGCAGAAUGGCAAAACCUCAACCAACGGGGUGUCAAAUGGGAUCCACCUCCACAGCAACGGCUUCCGCCUGGCUGAGGGGAGAGCACACGUCAGUCCCCAAGUGGAGUUACCUCCCUACCUGGAGAGGCUCAAGCAACAAGCCAACGAAGCCUUUGCUUGCCAGUUGUGGACUCAAGCCAUCCAGCUGUACAGCAAAGCAGUCCAGAAGGCCCCCAACAACGCCAUGCUCUACGGGAACAGAGCCGCUGCCUACAUGAAGCGCAAGUGGGACGGAGACCAUUACGAUGCUUUGAGAGACUGCUUGAAGGCCAUCUCUUUGAACCCAUGCCACCUGAAGGCCCAUUUCCGCCUUGCCCGCUGUCUCUUCGAGCUGAAGUACGUGGCAGAGGCACUGGAGUGUCUGGAUGACUUCAAGGGGAAGUUCCCAGAACAAGCCCACAGCAGUGCCUGCGACGCGCUGGACAGAGACAUCAACGCCGCCCUCUUCUCCAAGAGUGAGAACGCUGAAGACAAGAAAGGGGGUGGCCCCAUCCGGCUGCGAGCCACGGGCCGCAAGGAUUCCAUCUCGGAGGAUGAGAUGGUGCUGAGGGAGCGCAGCUACGACUACAAAUUCCGAUACUGUGGCCACUGUAACACUACUACAGACAUCAAAGAGGCCAAUUUCUUUGGCAGCAAUGCACAGUACAUAGUCAGUGGGUCAGACGACGGCUCCUUCUUCAUCUGGGAGAAAGAAACCACCAACCUUGUUAGAGUGCUGCAGGGAGACGAGUCGAUUGUGAACUGUCUCCAGCCUCAUCCCAGUUACUGCUUCCUGGCCACCAGUGGCAUCGACCCGGUUGUACGGCUGUGGAACCCCAGGCCAGAGAGUGAAACCCUGAAUGGCCGUGUGGUGGUGGACAUGGAAGGAGCUUCCCAGGCCAACCAGAGGCGAAUGAACGCCGACCCGCUGGAGGUGAUGCUGCUCAACAUGGGCUACAGGAUCACAGGACUGACCAGCGGCGGGGCUGGGGGCUCGGAUGAUGAAGACAGCUCAGAGGGGCAAGUCCAGUGCCGGCCCAGCUAAAACAGAACUGCCUCUCCUUCCUCUAAUCCUUUGGCUGAAAGGGAACCUCGUUUCCUUGGUCCUGAACUUUCUCUGAUGAACGACUGCACUGUUUGGCACUAUGCACAGAGUAGGACAAGCUGGCAGGGGCAGGAGCGGCCGGCUCUUUAAACCAUCGCCUCCUCCUCCUCUUCCUCCUCCCUGAGCAGCAUGGCAGUGCAGUGCAGGGUUUGCCUUUAGUGGAAUUUUAGUCCCAACGGGGGUCUUUGAGUUGUCUGUAAGCAGUGUAAGCUGGUGAUAUUUUUGAUUUAUUUUUUUUUUUCCUCUCCCCAGAGCUGCUGUAUGAUCUGGUACAGGGGGAUGUUGCUGCAUUCAUGUGUUUGGAGAGGGGAUGUUCAAGUCCUGAAUAAAACACAAACCUAGGGCAGGG